This is a messenger RNA of Octopus bimaculoides (California two-spot octopus), 7893 nucleotides long. Its product is annotated as cancer-related nucleoside-triphosphatase homolog. NCBI's taxonomy places the organism in Eukaryota, Metazoa, Mollusca, Cephalopoda, Octopoda, Octopodidae. The record is from RefSeq and is a predicted model, not a curated record.
GCAACUCCGUUUAGUAUGACAAAUGAGAGUUACUUCCCUUGUCUAUCGAUUGGUGAUCCUCCCAUCCUUGAGGAAUUUCUCAAGACCUUUUGUAGCAUGGCGGAGUGCGAGGCAGCUGAGUCUGAGAUCAGACACGUUCUAAUCACUGGUGCACGAGGUGUGGGCAAGACAACCAUUUUACAGAAAGCUUGCGAGGAAUUGGAGAAAGAGGGUUUUGCACUGCAUGGAUUUUACAGGGAAAAAGUACGACAUUUUGGUCGAGGAAAAGGCUAUGAUGUGGUCAACCUGAACAAAGAAAGGGCAAAGCUGUCGCGAGUGGACGACGAAGGAGGUUUUCUCAACCGUCAUGAUCCUAACCGUAGUGGUCGCUAUCUCGUGCAAGUAGAAGAGUUCGAAGAAUUUGUUUUGCCUCUAUUGCAUGCUAGCAAUACGGGAAUAACUGUUAUAGACGAAAUCGGAAAACUAGAAGCCUACAGCCGAAGUUUCCACCAAGCCGUGCUCAGUCGGUUGGAUGAUCCACGGUCGAAAGUUUUUGCCACGAUUCCAGCGAGAAAAGGACGGCCUAUACCUUUGGUGGAACAAGUACGGAACCGAACGGAUGUAAAAGUUUUUACUGUAACGAAAGAGAAUCGCCACAGCAUUCUGUCGAACGUUCUCAGCGUAAUAAAAAAAAUUGCUUCUGAAAAUUAAUUUCUGUGAAAGAAUUCUCCAUUUACACUGAAGUUGUAUGAUAUAUGUAUGUAUAUUGCUUGGCGGAUCAUGAUCGAGACAGCCAAAAAAAUCAACAACACUCCCUUUCGUUUCAACUUCAAUAUCUCUCGAUAUAUCUAGACGCAUUGUUACUCUCUUCUUUCUCUACUUCUUACAGCCUUUUUCAUCUCAUUUUUUUUCCUCGCUUCUCAACCAUCUUUCUUUGACAUUGCAUCUGUGUGUCUGUCUGCCUCUCUUUCACACACACCCAUUUUCUAUUAUCCUACACGAGAGGUACCCGCAUUGUUAUUGAAUACACGGAACACUAAAUUCAAAACAAAUGUCAAUUGUACAAAGUUAUUACUGUUUUAUUAUCAGCAAGAUUGUUGCUGGCACGAAUCGGUAGAGCGACAAACAAAAUAUUUUUUGGAAUUGAACUUUUUUGUGUUCUGAAUCCAAACUACGUUGGAGAUCGAUAAUACCAAUCUCAGUAGUAUCAACAUCAAUGUAAUUAAUUGCUAACGCACUGGCGUACAUCGUAGUGCCGUCACGGCUAAUGCUCCUAGCUACCAAAUUUAGGACCCGGUUUCAAUUUCUCUCUACAGAUCAGUAUUUGUAUAUUUUGCUCUCAAGACUUUUAUCGCUUGAGCGAAUCAGAGUUGCUCAGCAGAACUUUUUAACAUUCCCCAUGUCAACUACAAUAAAAGCCAGAGCACAGACAUAUCCACUUAUGAUCCAACAUACAAGGUUUUUUUUUUUUUACGUUGUUGUACACACACGAACUGGGUAAAAACCCAUUACAAAAACCGGAAAUCAUUGGAAAAAAAAAAGACCCAAAUUCCUGGAAGUAUACAACAGACAUUAAGGAAACGUAUUUAUUUAUAUAUAUAUUUUUUUUUUACACCCAUUUGCUUUUAUUACUUUAUGAAUACAUAUCUAAGCGUUUGGCACCUAUAAGAAAAUAUGUGUAUAUAUCAGCCUCAACCAUCAUCUGUUGCACAGCAUAUGUGAAAUCCACACAAACUCUUUAAUUUUUACAACAUUUACAUAACGUAUGUGAGUCUGGCUGUGUGCAUAUGUGUUUUAUAUAUAUAUAUAUAUGACGCUUUACUGGACUGGAAAUUAUUAUUAUAAAGCGCUAUAUUUUUGUAAAUAUUUCUUUCAACUUUUAAUGUAUCGACUGUCGAAUAUUUGGUUCUUUAAAACACCCACGAUCUAAUCUAAAUAAUGUGUGUAUGUGGGUGGGUGUUUAAACAACCACGUUGGUUAUUGUGCGCUCUUAUGAAUAGUUAGUUUUUUGGGCUAGCUGUCUUUAAAUUUCUUUUAAACUAUUUGUGUGUGUGUUGCCAGCUAUGCUACAACGACAUCGACAACAACAACAACAAUGUAGUGUACCAAUCCCUGUCCGAUAUCGAGGCGUGCUGCGUAGGUGGGUCGUAUAUUUAGUAACAUAUUUGCCUGUCAGCAGCUAUGCGACAUUCAAGAGGACGACGACUGCUGGUUGGGAAUGGCGGUAGAGAGACAGCAAAUCUUUGUCAAUGUGGUUAAAUGGCACAGCGAUCCAAAAUGUUAAGUAAUGAUGAAAAAGGUGAAGGUUUCAGCUAGUGCGGUUGACAACCAGCUGAUUAGUAACACCAUAGUUUGGCUCUUUUUUCUUUUUUUUCUUUACUCCUGCACUUACUGGAUUGCGGCCGUGCUUGAAGCACUUGCCUGAAAGUAUCUGGGCGAUCAGAUCUCCAUCUUCCCACCGUACUUUUUGGUACUUGUUUUAUCUGGUAUUUUAUCGCUGUAUAUUUAUCGAACUGCUAGUUCACAGGGACGCAAACCAACACCGGUUGCCUGUCAGUACGAAACACAAAAACGUGCACAUGUACAUAACACACACACACACGACGAGGUCCCACACAGUUUCCAGCUUAUCAAAUUCACUCACAAAUCAUUGGUCACUUCUAAAACAUUCUACGAAUAGUGUGUGUUGGGAAGGGACUAAGUAUUUUAGCAAUUACUGGUUUUUUCAUUGUAAACUCCAAUUUAUGAUAUAUUCUGCUGUUUUCACAUCAUCAUCACCAUUUAACGUUCGUUUUCCAUGUUGGCAUGGGUUGGACAGUUUUGGCAGGAUCUAAGGAGCCACAGGGCUGCAUCAGGCUCCAACAUCAGUUUCGGCCUGGUUUCUAUGGCUGAAUGCCCUUCCCAAUGCCAACCACUUUACAGGGUGGACAAGGUGUUCUUUACAUGACACCAGCAGAGUCACAAAGCAUUGGUUUGCCUGGGAAGUAGAAGACACCUAACCAAGGUGUCAUGCAGUGAGACUGAACCCAAAACUGUGUGGUUAGGAAACAAUUUUCUUAACUGCACAGCCACGCUGGUAUGGACCAGGCAAUUUGAAUCUGAUGCUUACCAGGACUGUAUUGAGCACCUGUGUCUGCUUUGGCAUGGUUUCUAUGGCCCAGAUGCCUUUCCUAAUGCCAGCCACUUCACAGAGUGUAAGUGGGUGCUUUCUUUUGUGCCACUGGCACUAGUGAGGUCACCAAGUAACUCACAAGACUAAGAUCCUCUUUAAUUGAGAGGGAGGUGGUUUUAUGCCAAGUAUUGAAGCUUAAAACAUGAUAUAGGGAUAACUGCAGGUACCUUGCUAUAUAGGAGAUACACGACUACCCUGAGAUUAGCUGGAAGGAAGGAAAAGAUGGUGGCGAUGAUGUGCCAGUACUUUCAAGAUUCAGAAAAAUGAGUCUAUGUGAGAAUACAGACAGGAGAUCAGGGCAGGGGGAAGGGGGUGUAAUUUCAUAUGAGUGUGAUAAAGGGUUAGAGAUGAGGCUAGAAGUAGAUGCAAUGAGUGAUAAACAAGGGUGAAGGUGUGGCUGAUGGUAGCUAACAAAGCAGUCCUCCUUUUGAUACAGAUCUGUGGUGAACAAGUUCAGUGGCAUAGCAUCAGUUUUGACUGUCCUUUUCUUUAACCCUUUAGUAUUUAAACCAGCCAUAUUCGGCCAAAAUAUUCUACCUGUUUUAUGUUCAAACUGGCCAAAUCCAGUCUCUCACACCUGCCCUAUAAUGUCAUGCUAAAAGUAAAACAAUCACGUUAUCAAAAUCUCGAAGUUGCAUGAUUAAUUCAAAAGAAUGUGAAUAUAUAUAGGUGCAGGAGUGGCUGUGUGGUAAGAAGCUUGCUUCCCAACCACAUGGUUCUGAGUUCAGUCCCACUGCGGGGCACCUUAGGCAAGUGUCUUCUGCUAUAGCCUUGGGCCAACCAAAGCCUUGUGAGUGGAUUUGGUAGACGGAAACUGAAAGAAGCACGUGGUAUAUAUGUAUAUAUUUGUGUGUGUCUGUGUUUGUCCCCACCACCAUCACUUGACAACCGGUGUUGGUGUGUUUAUGUCCCCAUAACUUAGCGAUUCAGCAAAAGAGACCGAUAGAAUAAGUACUAGGCUUACAAAGAAAAAGUCCUAGAGUCGAUUUGUUCAACUAAAGGUGGUGCUCCAGCAUGACCGCAGUCAAAAGAAUAUAUAUCUAUAAGCACUACAUUUGACAGAGUAAUCUGAAUGCUAAAGAGUUACACAUAACAUACCUUUGACUACAGCAAACACACAUGUAUAUAAAAGGAUUUCUCUAUGUGGUAUCCAUAUUGGCCCACUCCUCCUUAAAGAUAGCAUGCCUUUGACUUCAACACACAGACACACACAUAUAUAUAUAUAUAUGUGUGUAUAUAUAUAUAUAUAUAUAUAUAUAGUGAUUGCCCUAUAUGGUAGCCAAAUUGGCCAACCCCUUUUUUUAAGUGUAACAUAUCUUAGCAAACACACACAUAUAAGAUGGCUUCCCUGGGAGGCCUCUACACUCCACAGUGCUCUAUGCUUUGCCACUGAACAGUUUCACAAGGAUACGCCUCAGUCAAAUUUUCUAUUCUUCCUUGAAUAAUUUUACCUACAAAACCCAAACAAAUCCUUUACUAUUUUGUGACUUUUAUAUUUCUAUUUUUUUAUAUUCUUACAAAAGUAUUGAACUGUUGAGAACAUACAACCGUGAAUUCAAACCUUGCAAUAACCAUAGUGUCCCACCACUUAUUCCACUGGGUUCCUUAUUCUUCAGUGCCCUCCCACUAGCACCACAUCCCAGCCAAGGCUUCUUACUCUACUUGUAUCAGUCAAAGUUUAUGUGUCCUGUCUAUUUAAUGUUCAUAUAUUUUCAAUGUUGAUGGCAGGAAUGUAAAUGCCUCAAGGUACUCAUAUGGUACAGCAAAUAAUAUGAUUUAUUUGUUGGAUACAAUGGCCCAGUGGUUAGGGCAGCGGACUCGUGGUCAUAGGAUCGCGAUUUCGAUUCUCAGACCGGGCGUUGUGAGUGUUUAUUGAGCGAAAACACCUAAAGCUCCACGAGGCUCCGGCAGGGGAUGGUGGCGAACCCUGCUGUACUCUUCCACCACAACUUUCUCUCACUCUUACUUCCUGUUUCUGUUGUGCCUGUAAUUCAAAGGGUCAGCCUUGUCACACUCUGUGUCACGCUGAAUAUCCCCGAGAACUACGUUAAGGGUACACGUGUCUGUGGAGUGCUCAGCCACUUGCACGUUAAUUUCACGAGCAGGCUGUUCCGUUGAUCGGAUUAACUGGAACCCUCGACGACGUAACCGACGGAGUGCCAACAACACAACAACAAUGUAGAGUGGGUACAGUCAAUCAAAUUAACCCGAAUUCUUUAAUGAUAUUUUUAUUUUAUCAACCUUGGAGAAACGAAAUAGCAAAGUUGGCUCUGACUGACUUGGUUUUGGGGUUUUUUUUUUGUUUUAAUGUUACCCACACCCCAACCAUGUGAUCUGAACUAACCAAUCAGUUCUUCCGCAAGAGAACAUUAAUAUUCUUCUGGAAUUCCCUCUGUGUCCAUCAUUUUCCUGCCAUUGUUGAUUUGCUAUAAUUCAGUAGGAACUUAACCAAGUUGAUCUUACUGGUCCCUGGGAGACACAGUUUCUCCCUCCUAAGUAGCUGUAGUAAUAAUGAUGAUAACUUUUUCUAUUAUAGGCACAAAGCCUUAAAUUUUGGGAGGGGUGUGGCAGUUGAUUACAUUGACCUCAACGCCCAACUGGUACUUAUUUCAUUGACCCCAGAAAGAUGAAAGGCAAAGUUGACCUUUGUGGUAUUUGAACCCAGAAUGUAAAGUCAGAAGAAACGCCACUAAGCAUUUUGCCAGGCACAAUAAUAAUAAUAAUAACAAUAACAAUAACAAUAAUAAUAAUAAUAAUAAUAAUAAUAAUAACAACAACAACAAUAAUAAUAAUAACAAUAAUAAUAAUAAUAAUAAUAAUUUUAUUUGUUUAUUGCCUAGAGGGGACAAACAAGGACAGACAAAGGGAUUAAGUCGAUUACAUUGAUCCCAGUGCAUAACUGGUAUUUAUUUACUUUACCCCGAAAGGAUGAAAGGCAAAGUCGACCUCGGCAGAAUUUGAACUCAAAAUGUAAUAGCAGACGAAGUACUGCCAGCUCACCACCCUUAAUAAUAAUAAUAAUAAUAAUAAUAAUAACAAUCCUUUCUACUAAAGGCACAAGGCCUGAAAUUUUGAGGGAGGGGGCUAAGUAUUUUGUCCAGCAUGCUAACAUUUUUGCUCGGUUGCUACCUUAAUAAUAAUAAUUCUAACUUUGGCACAGGACCAGCAAUUUUAAGAGGAAUAGGUUAGUAGAUUACAUCAUCCCUUCUCCCCCAGUACUUGACUGGUACUUUAUUUUAUUGACACUUAUAGGAUGGAAGGCAAAAUUGACCCCAGUGGUAUUUGAACUCGGUAUGUAAGGUCCCAAUACAAAUACUGCAAACCCUUUAAAGAUUCUGCCAGCCCUCAAUAGCAAUAGUCAUUAUAUUAUAUUAAUAAUAAUACCAUAAAGGCAUUUAGUUUGCUCAACUGUUUCAAAAACAACACUCAUGAUUUUUUAACCCAGAAGCUGUGAUAUUCAUGCUUUUCCCAGGAUUUUUAUGAUUGACUGACUCUAGGCUACUGUUAUCCUAAUACUUCCUCGUGUGACUCUCCGGUGAAAUAAAUGUAGACCCUUGGACCCCAGCAACAUUGUAAAAGAGAAUUAUAUAUCAGAAGAAAUUAUGAAAUGUCAGACUGUCGUUUAGGGGUGAAGUGCCCUUCUACUUGUUUUAUGUUCAAACUGUCAGAACCUGUACUGCUACACCUCUACAAUGUCAUUCUAAAAGUAUACAAUCACUUAAUUGCAAUAUCAAAGUUACAAGGUAAUGCAUGACUCAUUCAUAUCAAUGUGAACAAAUAGACAUUACAUUUGACAGCAAUCUGAAUGGUAAAGGGUUAAUCUUCCUUUUUUCUUCUUCAGUUUAUGGUAUCUCUAACCCAAUUUUGUAAUUGUUGCAUUCUUGUCACCUGACAUAGGAAUGUUACAGUAUUUUUCAGCAUACAAGUUACUGUAGUAAGUAGUUUAAACAUUCAAGAAUUGUCUUUCCAAAUCCUACUGAAUUUCACGUGGAAUUUUUGCUCUUCCAAAGACAUUUUUUUUUUUUUGUAUAUUCUGAGCAACCUUUUUUUGGCUGUAAAAAUUUGACUUGUAUACUGGAAAAUACAGAAAACUAACUGUGCCUAAUCGUGAAUUGAACUUUGAUUAAGCUCCUUCCACUAUCACCACUGACUCUUCCCACUACCAAAUUCAUGUCCAGAAACCAAUCUUAAACUGUGCACCCCACAUAUCAUAUUGCACACAUGGAAACCAAAACACAUUAAAAAAAAAGAAAGAAAACACACCUCAACCUGUGGGAGGGACACUACAGAAGAGCAUUCUACUUAAUCCUGCUUAAUCCCUGAAACUACAUGGCUACCAAAUCUCAAACAUCUAAUCAUCUCCAACCCACCACAACUUCUAUUACUGCUACUUACACAUCUACUACGUGUUGUUUCUAUAUAUGUACAACCACCUAAACUGCUCUGUAGAAUAACCACUACACAAAACCACAGUACACACCUACACAAGUCAAUGUACACCCCUACACAAAUCCAUGGUAUAUCCCUAACAAAACCAUAGUAGACCCCUACACAAAGCCAUAGUACAUCCCUAACAAAACCAUAGUAGACCCAUAUACAAAUCCAUAGUGCGUCCCUAACAAAACCAUAGUAGACCCCUACACAAAACCAUAGUAGACUCCUACACAAAUCCAUAGUGCAUCCCUAACAAAACCAUAGUAGACCCCUACACAAAACCACAGUAGACCCCUACACAAAUCCAU